AUGGGCCCGCCCACGCCCAUCUCCAUCCCAGUCUUUGCCGAAACCCAGCUCCAACUUCUCCUGCUCGAACACGCCGCCGAGGUUUCUUCCUCUUCGCUUGCCUCGACCGCCGCAUCAGUAUCCCCAGCUACACGGCGCACCCUCCAGGCGACAGGUUAUGCCUUGACGGGUCUGGUUCUAUCGCAAUGUCGGACCGGUCUUGGCGGUCGUGUGGUGGGCGAGUUUGCGCCGGAUCCCGCGAUCACUUCAGGCGGAGGCAAAUCGUCAGAUGCAGGCAAUUCCAGAUCCACAGAUGGGCAGCCUCGACUUGGGUCACAUGGGAUUCGGGUCGGCGACGUCGUACGCGUGAAUGAUGUCUCGGCGGGAUCGGCAAAGAAAAUGGGCAAGGAUAAAGAGAAAGGGAAAGAUGGCGGGAAGGACGGCGCGAAGGGAGGCCCGGAAGGGGUCGUGACGCGUGUAAGCGACAAGGCGAUCUGGAUUGCCUUUGGCCAGACUGGCGGCGGAGGCCGUUCGAAGGAGGACGAUGAGGCUGUCGAGGAAUUAUGGGGAAAGAAGCUUUGGGCAAUCAAACUUGCCAAUGAUGUUACAUAUCGACGCAUGAGGCAAACUAUGGAGAAAAUGGCCAAAAUGACUGAGUCGGACCAUUCUCAUUUCAUGCGUGUGGCUUUUGGCCACACAACCCCAUUACAACCUGACUAUGAUGUCUCGGGGCCGGUUGAAUUCAUUGAUCCUACCUUGAAUGAUUCGCAGAAGGAUGCUAUCCGGUUUGCAUUGGCUUCCCAGGAUAUCGCAUUGAUACAUGGGCCACCGGGGACCGGUAAAACACAUACGCUAAUCGAAUUGAUCAUGCAGAUGGUUCAGAGAAAGAAACGUAUUCUCGUUUGCGGACCAUCGAAUGUCUCCGUCGACAAUAUUGUGGAGCGACUUGCUCCAAACAAGGUCCCCGUGGUACGGGUCGGACAUCCAGCACGACUCUUGCCGUCUGUUCUCGAGCAUUCUCUCGAGGUGCUCACGCAGACCUCUGAUGCCGCAAGUAUCGUCAAAGAUGUUCGCAAGGAGAUGGAUGAGAAGCAGGCUAGCAUUCGGAAGACCCGCACUGGCCGUGAACGACGGGCUAUCUAUGAUGACCUUAAGCACCUGCGCAAAGAAUUCCGAGAGCGCGAAUCCAAGUGUGUCGAUAACUUGGUGCGCGAGAGUAGUGUUGUCCUGGCCACCCUCCACGGAGCCGGAGGCUACCAGCUCAAGAACCAGAAGUUCGACGUUGUUAUUAUAGAUGAAGCGAGCCAAGCACUAGAGGCACAAUGCUGGAUCUCCCUCCUCUCUGCGGAAAAGGUCGUUUUGGCUGGCGAUCAUUUGCAAUUACCCCCGACCGUCAAAUCAGCCGAUUUGAAAUCUAGGGACAAGAAGAAUCUCCAGGAGAUCGCGGGUACGAAGGACGCCCCCACGAAGGACAUUUUAAAAGGCGUUUCACUGGAAAGAACACUCUUCGACCGCCUGUUGGCAUUACAUGGUCCAGGGAUCAAAAGGAUGCUGACUACGCAAUAUCGCAUGCACGACAAGAUCAUGCGAUUUCCUUCGGACGAGCUCUACGAGGCUAAGUUGAUAGCUGCAGACUCAGUCAAGGACCGGUUACUGGCCGACCUUCCCUACGAAGUCUCCGGCACAGAUGAUACCCAAGAGCCUCUUGUGUUCUGGGAUACUCAAGGUGGCGACUUUCCCGAAAAGGCUGAAGGCGAUGAAAUCGGGCAAAAAGAGGCUCUCCUGGGUGAAAGCAAAAGCAAUGAAAUGGAGGCGUUGGUCGUGGCCCGGCAUGUGGACAAUCUCGUCAAUGCCGGCGUGCGCCCCGAAAGCAUUGCCGUCAUCACUCCUUACAACGGCCAACUCGCCCUGCUGUCACAGAUGCUCCGCGAGAGGUACCCUGGGCUAGAGCUGGGUAGUGUGGAUGGAUUCCAGGGCCGGGAGAAAGAAGCGGUGGUUGUAAGUCUGGUCCGUAGUAAUGAGGAGCAUGAAGUGGGCUUUCUGGGAGAGAAGCGCCGGCUCAAUGUAGCCAUGACCCGCCCCAAGCGGCAUCUAUGCAUCUGUGGAGACUCAGAAACCAUCAGUGGGGGUAGUAGCUUCUUGAAACACUGGAUGGAGUACUUGGAGGAGCAUGCCGAUCUACGAUACCCCGAUGCCGGCGACUUGCUUUGA
This is a messenger RNA of Penicillium macrosclerotiorum, 2190 nucleotides long. RefSeq names its product putative DNA helicase. Gene Ontology annotation, molecular function: ATP hydrolysis activity; 5'-3' DNA helicase activity. Bases 1 to 2190 code for a protein of 729 amino acids. NCBI's taxonomy places the organism in Eukaryota, Fungi, Ascomycota, Eurotiomycetes, Eurotiales, Aspergillaceae. The record is from RefSeq and is a predicted model, not a curated record. The transcript is spliced from 5 exons.